UGCAAUGUUUUGUAAUCGUAUUUAUCAAAUGGUUUAAACUUAUUUUUAUAAAUUAGAAAUGCUGCGAAGAGUGCAGUGUUUGAUCCGGUUGCAUAGCAAUGGACGUCCGGCACUCCAGUUUAGAAGCUUCGCUACGGAUGGGUCCAACACCAAACAAAAUCCCAAUCCCAAUCCCAAGGCUCAAAAACAGGGAAGCAAAAACCUGCCGGCUGUGAGGAAUCCCUUUGCCACAGCUCAAGACAGAACCAAGGACUCGUAUCUCACCAUGGUCGAAAUCUUUAACGAGCGCGACGUUCACCGACGCAACCAUGUGGAGUUUAUCUACGCCGCGCUUAAGAACAUGGCAGACUUUGGAGUUGAGCGUGAUCUGGAGGUUUAUAAGGCUUUGAUCAACGUGAUGCCCAAGGGAAAGUUCAUCCCCACCAAUCUGUUCCAAGCUGAAUUCAUGCACUAUCCCAAGCAGCAGCAGUGCAUCAUUGAUCUCCUUGAACAAAUGGAGGACCUGGGUGUAAUGCCGGAUUACGAGAUGGAAGCAAUGCUGCUGAACGUCUUCGGCCGACAAGGGCAUCCCUUGCGCAAGUACUGGCGUAUGAUGUACUGGAUGCCCAAGUUUAAGAACCUGUCCCCAUGGCCUCUGCCUGAUCCAGUUCCCGAUGAUACCCUAGAGAUCGCACGCCUGGCGGUGGAGCGUAUGUGCACGGUGGACUUGCGAUCAAAAGUUACAGUUUUCGAGACCAAGGAGCUGAAAGAUUCUAUAGACGACACAUGGAUUGUAAGCGGAAUGAGUGCUGAGCAGGAGAAGCUCUUGAGGGAGCACUCCCGUCAGAAGGCCCUGUACAUAGAGGGACCUUUCCAUAUAUGGCUCAGAAACCGUCGGAUAAACUACUUCACCCUGCGCGCCGAUCCGGACACCGAGUUCCUGGCCCAGUUGGAUGAGCGACAGCUGGACGAUGAUGAUGUGUCAAAUAUUGAAGUUCCGUUCUUUGGAAGAGCUCCACCACGGCGUCACAACCAGUUGGGCAAACUGCGUUCGGUCCAUCAGCAAGAUGAUGGCACUAUUCUGGCUAUCUGCGCCACUGGCACCUCCACCAAGGACUCUCUACUCUCGUGGAUUCGGUUUUUGGAGGCCAACGGUAAUCCCUCCAUUGGCGAGGUGCCCGUGCUCUUCCGGUUUACAUCAACGAUGCCCGCCAAAGCCAAGGAGAUCGAGGGCUCUGCCAGUGUGCCGGCCACAAAUGAUAGCCGAAGUAGGGAAAAUGGACAAAGUAGAAGUGAAUAAAUCAAUUGUUGAAGAAA
Messenger RNA from Drosophila bipectinata, 1296 nucleotides. RefSeq names its product evolutionarily conserved signaling intermediate in Toll pathway, mitochondrial (gene ECSIT). The record is from RefSeq and is a predicted model, not a curated record. Gene Ontology annotation, cellular component: mitochondrion. Lineage: Eukaryota; Metazoa; Arthropoda; Insecta; Diptera; Drosophilidae. Gene Ontology annotation, biological process: innate immune response; cell surface receptor protein serine/threonine kinase signaling pathway.